AUGAACCCGUCCGGCAACAAUAACAACAACAAUGCAGAUCCUUAUGGUCUCUUCAACUUUGAUUAUCCCUUGCAAUUCGACACGACCGACUUUAACGGCAAUGAGCUAAACGAUUCGCUGUUUCCGGGUGCACCUAUACCAGACAACUUUCUCCAGUUCAUGACGAGUGACACAGCACCAAGCGAUCAACAAGAUCCCAAUGCCACCACCUCAACGUCUCUUGUCAACAACGAAGGCUCCAUUUUGAACGAUGCCCAGAUGGCACAAGCAUCGCUACCGUUGGGUAGCAGCGCGAGCACACAAAACAAACGCGGUAGCAGCAGCAGCAGUAGUACGGGCGGCGGCGGCGGUAGCACUGGUGGUGGUGGUGGUGGUGGUGGUGAUACACAACAACAAGUAGCAGCAGGCCGUAAACGACCACGUAUACAAGAGGAGGAUGAGCCAUCGAAUCAAGCGACUUUUGUUCUUGUUGUUGGAGGAAGACCUUUUCGGCUUAGUUGGGAGUCUCUAAAGAGUGAUGGUCCAAACAACUUUUUCACCAACUUUUUCCGCAAGCGAAGGGGGACUCGUGUCAUGCAUAUUGAUCGUGAUCCAGAGAUCUUUGCUCUCAUCGUUCAUCAUUUACGUGGAUAUCAUGUUCGACCUCGAGACGAUGUACAAAACCAAGCUUUGGUGUGUGAUGCUGAAUAUUAUGGAUUGAAACGCCUUACGGCAUUCUUGCAAGAGCAUGUCUUUCUCAAUGUGGGUGGACGUGUAUUCAGGUUACCAUGGUCAUUGUUAAAGAAAGAUGGUGGAUCACGCAACUUUUUUACUGGACCCAUCAAGCAUCAAGUAUUCAGUCCUGCAAAAGGUGUUGGAGCACAAAGCGCACCCAUUUAUAUUGAUCGAGACCCGGAUAUCUUUGCCGACAUUGUCAAUCAUCUACGUGGCUACACUAUUCAUAUCCGUGACGAGGUGCAUCACAAGAACUUGCUCAAGGAUGCUCAAUACUAUGCACUAAGGAACUUGCGUGAGAAGUUGCUUACCUCACAGCAAACUUUGGAUGGAUUUGGUGAUCAAAGGUGGCGGGAAGUGCUAUUAUUACUACAAGACGUGCGAUUGGCGAAUGUGCUUCCACCCAUCAAGGAAGGGAUUCAGAGGUUGUGCUACAAGCGGGAUGACAGCCCUCAUGCAUUAUUGGUGCAACUGUCGGAAUUUGUGGUUCAAGUGCACAAGGAUGGGAAAUUGACUAUGGAUCUUGGUGUGAAAGACAAACAAAAGCUACAAGAAAUCAGCCAAGCCGUAUCACUUGAAGGUAUCCACGAGCAUCGUGUGAUCUUGGAUGAAGCUUGUGCAAUGACCGUGGAUGAUCGGCAAGUGCGUCAUAUCCGAGAAUUGGACAAUUGGGAAGAAAACUGGGAAACAUGUCAAAAGUGUGGUGAUGGUGAAUGCCGCGUCCUCAAGUUGAGCGUCCUAAAGGCAAUCGCUGGUGUACAAGUUCAAGAUAGCAAGUUGAUCCUCUGUUUAGUGCGCUUUGUAGCAAUUAGCUCAAGGUUCCAGCUCAACAUGAAACGAGAAUUUCUUCCCACUUAA
Messenger RNA from Lichtheimia ornata, 1572 nucleotides. RefSeq lists its product as uncharacterized. Gene Ontology annotation, molecular function: protein binding. The coding region runs from base 1 to 1572 and encodes 523 amino acids. The transcript is spliced from 2 exons. NCBI's taxonomy places the organism in Eukaryota, Fungi, Mucoromycota, Mucoromycetes, Mucorales, Lichtheimiaceae. Gene Ontology annotation, biological process: protein homooligomerization. The record is from RefSeq and is a predicted model, not a curated record.